This is a messenger RNA of Schizosaccharomyces octosporus yFS286, 1791 nucleotides long. Its product is annotated as AGC/NDR protein kinase Orb6. The record is from RefSeq and is a predicted model, not a curated record. Gene Ontology annotation, biological process: intracellular signal transduction; peptidyl-serine phosphorylation. The transcript has 3 exons. Lineage: Eukaryota; Fungi; Ascomycota; Schizosaccharomycetes; Schizosaccharomycetales; Schizosaccharomycetaceae. Bases 161 to 1585 code for a protein of 474 amino acids. Gene Ontology annotation, molecular function: ATP binding; protein serine/threonine kinase activity.
AGCGAAAAGAUUUACUAUUCAACUACCUACCAUUGAGAAUAUAUAGUCCGUUUGUACCGCUCUUUUCUAUAGCUAAAGACAUUGUACCAAUUUUGAAAUAUAUGCGCCUUUUUUUCUGGACUGAAGGUCGUUAGAUUCUCCAAAUCCUGAAGAUUUUUGCAUGAUCAACACCAUGGAAAAUAGCGGUUCUGCUCAUUUUGAAAGAAAUCCUUCUCUUUUCCCUAAUACAACAUUAGAGAAAGCACAGAAAACGAAAAAAUAUAUAGAGCAUUAUUAUAAGGUAGCAGUGGAACAUGCUGUAGAAAGAAAUCAAAGAAGAAUUGAGCUCGAGCGAAAAUUAACUACAGAGCGCGGAUCUGAUGAAAGAAAGAACAGACAGUUAAGAGUGCUGGGAGAGAGGGAGUCACAAUUCUUACGUUUUCGAAGGACUAGACUAUCUUUAGAAGACUUUUCAACUAUUAAAGUAAUUGGUAAAGGUGCUUUUGGUGAAGUACGACUAGUACAGAAAAGGGAUACCGGAAAGAUCUAUGCUAUGAAGUCUUUACUGAAAACCGAAAUGUUCAAAAGGGAUCAACUUUCCCAUGUCAAGGCUGAACGUGAUUUGUUAGUAGAAUCAGAUUCUCCUUGGGUGGUUUCUCUUUAUUUCUCUUUUCAAGAUUCCUUAUACCUUUACCUUAUAAUGGAAUUUCUGCCAGGAGGUGACUUAAUGACCAUGUUGAUUAAUUACGAUACGUUUUCAGAAGAUGUUACGCGGUUUUACAUGGCUGAAACUGUUUUGGCUAUUGCCGACGUCCAUCGAAUGGGAUACAUCCAUCGUGAUAUUAAACCCGACAAUAUUUUGAUUGACCGUGAUGGUCAUAUCAAAUUAUCUGAUUUUGGCUUGUCCACUGGUUUCUAUAAGCAAGAUCAAAGUGCUUCUUACAUGAGGCCUCCAAAAAGCGGAAACACUCUAAAGAGAGGACAAAUGGUAGACGCCAUUUGGCUAACCAUGUCCUCUAAAGAUAAAAUGGCUACCUGGAAGAAAAAUCGUCGUGUCAUGGCGUAUAGUACUGUAGGUACUCCCGAUUAUAUUGCACCAGAAAUCUUUUUACAACGUGGUUAUGGACAAGAUUGUGACUGGUGGAGCUUGGGUACUAUUAUGUUUGAAUGUCUCAUAGGCUGGCCUCCGUUUUGCAGUGAAAAUUCACACGAAACCUAUCGUAAAAUUGUCAAUUGGAGAGAAACUUUAGUUUUUCCUAAUGAUAUCCAUCUUAGUUUUGAGGCACGAGACUUGAUGAAUCGACUUAUGACUGAUUCUGAACACAGGCUGGGCCGCGGCGGUGUCACUGAAAUCAUGCAGCACCCCUAUUUUAACGGAAUUGAUUGGGAUAAUCUUCGUAGUAGUCCUGCUCCAUUUAUACCAUCUUUAAGAUCAAUUACCGAUACUCAUUAUUUCCCUGUGGACGAUUUGAGUCAAGUUCCCGAUGAACCUGUUGCAACCCCAGUGGCUAACGUAGAUCCAAGCACGCUUGAACAAACAAAUAUGGCUUUCCUGGGAUACACUUACAAAAAGUUUAAUUAUCUCACCAUGAAGGGAGCUUUGUAAUUUUAAAAUUAAUUGAUUGGUUGCUUAACUUUUGUUGUUCGCCUGUUUCUUUACCUCAUUGCAUAUUAAGGAUGGAAGCAAGACUUAAAAGAGUCAGUCUUGUUUCUAUUUUGAUGAAUCCAAAUUACAUGUUUUGUUCGUUAUUUUCUAUCAUCUAUUAGCGUUUUAAUAAAUAAAAUUUUCAAUUAACUUGACUUGAACAUUUG